GCUCUCCAUGGUGCUCUCAUUACCCAGCAUGGAGGCCUUUGGCCGCUCCCCCUUUAUUCUCCUCUCUGCCCUCCUCCUCAUCUUUUCUUCCUCAGCUUUAGCCUUGACCGACGUUGAGGCAGCCGCGAUUGCCCGACGCCAGCUCCUCACCCUCCGCGAACGCAAUGGUGACCUCUCUCGAGACUUUGAGUUUGACAUCAAGAUCGACAUUAAGUUUGCGAAUGAACGCCUCCGUCAUGCCUACAUAGCUCUCCAUGCCUGGAAACACGCUAUCUACUCCGAUCCCCUCAACUUCACUGCCAAUUGGGAUGGCCCUGACGUGUGCUCAUACUCUGGCGUCUUUUGCUCUCCCGCUCUUGAUGACUCCUCCGUCAAUGUUGUUGCUGGCGUCGACCUCAAUAGUGCCGACAUCGCCGGCUACCUCCCAACCGAGCUUAGCCUACUCACCGACAUCGCCCUCUUCCACAUAAACUCCAAUCGCUUUUGUGGUAUAAUUCCAGAUACAUUUUCUCGUCUUACCCUCCUCCAUGAGUUCGACGUCAGCAACAACCGCUUCGUCGGCCCCUUUCCUGCUGCCGUCCUUAACCUCCCAGCCCUGCGCUACCUCGACCUUCGAUUCAAUGACUUUGAAGGCCCACUUCCACUAGAGCUGUUCAACAGGCCCCUCGAUGCCAUCUUUGUCAACAAUAACCGUUUCACUCUUGGAAUUCCAGAGAACUUUGGUAACUCCACUGCUUCUGUUAUUGUUCUUGCCAAUAAUGAGCUUGGUGGAUGCAUACCGAGCAGCGCAGGUCGAAUGGUGGGCACACUCAAUGAGCUCAUCUUGUUGAACAACGGGCUCACAGGGUGCUUACCGCCUGAGCUUGGGAAGCUAGGGAAUGUGACAGUGCUCGACGCAAGCAAUAAUAGGCUCAGUGGUGCACUUCCCCAGAGUUUUACGGGGCUAGCCAAGGUUGAGCAGUUAGACCUCUCCCACAAUGUCCUCACUGGUGUUGUCACCGAGAGUGUAUGCAAGUUGCCUCAAUUGGCAAACUUCAGUUUCUCGUACAAUUACUUCACCGGUGAGGCCACUACAUGCGUGCCAUCGUCAGGGGCUGAGGUGGUGUUCAAUGAUAAAGGCAAUUGCUUAGCCAACUCAAGGCCUGGGCAGAAGUCAGCAAAAGAGUGCCUCCCAGUGGUAAGUCGGCACAUUGAUUGUAGCCAGUUCAAAUGCUCAACUCCUCUUAAGCCAAAACCAUUUAUUCCAUCCCCUAAGCCGACUCCUAAGCCAAUUCCUCAGCCAGUGGCGCCGACUCCUAACCCAGCUCCACUAUCUCCUAAGCCAGUUCCUCAGCCAGUGGCGCCGACUACUAGGCCAACCACACCGUCUCCUAAGCCGAUCUCACCAUCUGCAAAGCCAAUUACAUUAUCCCCCCCACCAUCUCCUAAGCCAAUAGAGCCAACUCCUAAACAAUCACCAAAGCCGGUGACUCCAUCUCCUAAGCCAAUUACUCCUUCUCCUAUAUACUCACAGGCGCCUCCUUCGCCACGACCGUCUGCAAGAUUCUUACCGCCUCCACCACAAUUCCAAAGAGGGCCGGUUGAUCCUACACGCUCCAAACCACCACCUAAAUCAGUGAGCUCGCCACCGCCACCACCUCCAGUUCUCCCAUCACCUCCCCCACCACAGUCACUGACAUUCUUACCCCCUCCACCAAAAGGUGAUAGGGGGCCGGUUGAUCCCUCACGCUCAUCACCACCACCUAAAUCAGCGAGUUCACCACCUCCGGUGCUUCCAUCGCCUCCUCCAAAGCAACCAAAAUAUCCUACAACAAAAGCUAAUUCACCACCGCCACCUCCACUGUCGUUCCUACCCCCUCCACCAAAAGGCGAUAGAGGGCCGGUUUAUCCCGAACACUUCUCACCACCACCGAAACCAAUAAGCUCACCUCCACCGCCACCUCCACUGACGUUCUUACCCCCUCCACCAAAAGGCGAUAGAGGGCCAGUUUAUCCCGAACACUUCUCGCCACCACAGAAACCAAUAAGCUCACCACCACCGCCACCAUCAGUUUACUCCCCGCCACCUACAGUCCAAUCACCACCUCCGCCAGUGGUGAAGUCACCACCUCCUUCGACUCGCUCACCGCCGCCACCCUCUCCAGUAACCUACUCCCCACCUCCUCCUGCGCCAGUCUAUUCACCACCGCCACCGGUGGCAUCACCUCCUCCACCGCCACCUGUCUACUCACCUCCACCACCCACGCAAUCACCACCGCCACCACCAUCUCCACCUGUACACUCACCACCUCCACCUGCGCACUCACCGCCACCACCUUCUCCCACGCACUCACCACCACCACCUCCACCUGUGCACUCACCACCACCUCCGCCUGUGCACUCACCACCACCUCCACCUACGCACUCACCCCCGCCGCCGCCUCCACCUGUGCACUCACCUCCGCCACCGCCUCCACCUAUGCACUCAUCACCACCACCUCCACCUGUGCACUCACCACCACCACCAAUCUUCUCCCCUCCACCGCCAACCUCCUCACCUCCGCCUGCACUCUCCUCUCCUCCGCCUCCCCAUAUAGAAGUCCUUCCCCCGAUCUUCGUCUCAAGUUACUCAUCGCCGCCUCCACCAAUCUUCCAAGGCUACUAAACUGAACCGGCCCAUUAUUUCUCCAAAGGUCACCCAAUGUUGUUAACUAAGAAGACAAUAUUUUCUUAUUAAAACAAGCUGUAUCAUGUAAUGACAAAGUACAAGAUAUAUUCCUAUAAAGGCAUGAUCAUAUUCGCAUGA
Ananas comosus (pineapple) is the source of this 2785-nucleotide messenger RNA. RefSeq names its product leucine-rich repeat extensin-like protein 3. NCBI's taxonomy places the organism in Eukaryota, Viridiplantae, Streptophyta, Magnoliopsida, Poales, Bromeliaceae. The record is from RefSeq and is a predicted model, not a curated record. The transcript has a single exon. Gene Ontology annotation, molecular function: protein binding. The coding region runs from base 8 to 2644 and encodes 878 amino acids.